UCCCUCCUUUGCGCUAUGGCAGAAUUGAUGCUGCACGGAGGCAACCCAUGAUCGCAGACUCAACACGCAUCCUCACACCACUGACCUGGGCUGAGCUGUGUCCUGGAUGUGUGUGCGUGUGUGUGCAUGUGUGUGAGCGGGAGUGUGAGUGAGAUCCCCAGAAACGAGCGGCAGGAUGGGGGACCUCAAGGAGAAUCUGGGAACUUUGGAUUGACGCCCGGGGAUAACGCGCCGUCGGCCUGAACCUCGUCGGGCUUCUCGUGGAUUUUAUACAUUUGGAUGUUGUCUCCCCGUUUUUACCUUUUCCUUUCAGGCAGUGGGGAUUUACACUUGGCUCGCAGUCUCUGUUAUUUUUGGCGAACAAAAUGCCAUUGGCCAAAAGGAUUGUGGAGCCGCAGCUUCUGUGCAGACACCAGAUCCCCAACGAUGAAGAUGUGCUUUUCGAGGAUCUGUGUGCCAUCAGCAAUGUGGUUCUCUCGCGGACCUUGCGACAGCUGUCCGACCUGGCACGGCAUGCGUGCUCUUUAUUUCAGGAGCUGGAAAACGACAUCAUGAGCACCAACCAGCGUGUCUGGGUCCUUCAGAACAAAAUAGGCCAGAUCCAGCAGACUGCCAGUGCCCUGGACCCGAAAAAGGAGGCAGUGCCGGUGUCAAACCUGGACAUAGAAAGCAAGCUGUCGGGGCACUAUCAGGCGCCAUGGCACCAGCAACACAAUGUGUUUCACCCAUGUACCAGACCACCGUGUCUGGAGGAGCUCCACAGAAGUGCUCAGCUGAGUCUCAGAGCUUUGCAUCGAGACGAACAACAGCAUCAGCUUUCCUCAACUCGGGAGAGAAACAGGGUGACCAUCUCCAUCUCGGUGGCACCACCCAUGCCCAGCUUUCCCUCCCCGCAUAGCAUCCGGCGGCAACAGAGGAGUCGGCUUGCGCGAGCGCAAGAGAGAGCAGAGAGAGAACGAGAGCUGGAGUAUCAACCAAGAAAGGAGAGGACCGUGAAAGAAACAGAGAUCCAGACCACAGAAAGAAAGCCACAAGAGAGGCCUGGUAGAGAGGAGGAUAUAAAACUAAUCGAAAGGAAGUUUGAGUGCUUUUACUCACUUGACACUAUUGAAGGUUGCAUCUUCAUUCCAUGGAUUAGAAAGGCUACCUCGACAGAGAAAAGUGAAAGUGGUGAGGUCCUUGGAGGCCAAACAGCCAAGGCCUUAACCCACAGUGCCCCCUCAGCCCAAGAUAAACAGACCAACUGGUCAAAGGAAAACAUCCCGCCCUCAGACCAGAAGACAAAUGCCGAUUCUCAAGCUGUCUCCUCAUGCAUUAUCCCCAUUAAUGUCACAGCAGGAGUCGGGUUUGACAGAGAGGCCAGUGCCCGUUGCUCACUAGUUCACUCCCAGUCGGUUCUUCAGAGAAGAAGGAAGCUGAGGAGGAGAAAGACUAUCACAGGAAUACCCAAGCGGGUACAACAGGACAUGGACUCAGAUGAAUCACCUGUGGCAAGAGAGCGCACAGUGAUCAUCCACGCCAAUUCGCAUCAACUCUCUCUCUGUCAAGAGGACUUCUCAAUUAGUGGGCGUCUCCAUCACACUCGUGACUCCGGCUGCCAGACAGAUGAUUUCCUUAUAGCAUGUACAGCUGCUCCCUCCAGAAGACGCAUUAGAGCUCAGCGUAACCAUCAAGGCAUCCCUGCCUCUCUGUCCCAUUCUACGGGUAACAUAUCUUCCCUGGGUGACCAGUCGGACUUCACGUACACCACGGCAUCCACGCAUGGUGGCCGGUUGCGCUCACGCAGCCUACCAAGAGAGGGUGGGCGUCUAAUGGACAGUGACGAGGACGAUGAUGACAACUAUGACGAUGAUGACGAAGAUGAAGAAUUGUCACCUUAUGAGGCUGAGGACUUCAUUCCAUCAGGACCAAGUCCAAGAAUGAAGAUGAUGAUGAUGAAAGAUGAAGAAGAGAGCACAGAUGAUCAGGCAGCCCCUGAGCCCCUGCAACUUGGAAGCCUGAAACGACUGCAGAGGUCUAGUGAAAGAGACCGGGGGAGCGGAGGAGGUGGGAGUCCAGAACAUGGCUGGAUGGAGAGGGGUCGUUCUCGCUUGCCUCGCAAGGCUGACAUGGGUAGCUGCGAAAUUUCAUCCAGUUCUGAUACUUUCAGCAGCCCCAUUCAUUCAGUGUCUACUACAGGAGUUCUCGGCAGCCACGUUGAUCACAAGGAAGACCACCAGUCAUCGAGUGGCAACUGGAGUGGUUCCAGUUCCACUUGCCCCUCACAAACGUCUGAAACCAUCCCUCCACCCUCUUCUCCACCCCUGACAGGCUCUUCCCACUGUGAUUCAGAGUUAUCACUUAACACAGCGCCCAAUGCUAUUGAUGAGGGAUUUUCCCUCGAUCCUUCCUACCACUCUGACCUCAGGCCCCAGAGUCAAGGCCCCAGAUCAAGCUCUUUUACAUCAUCAGCCACAGACCAGCUUGAUGAUGCAGGGGUCAGUACAGCCAGCGAAGGGGAGUGGGCAUACCCCCCAGACCAAGAUCAGACUGACCCAGACCAAGACCUGGAUCACAACCAAAAGCUGAGUGAAAGUCACCAGUUUCUUCAAGAAUACAGCUCAAAAGAAGGUCUUAAAGACCAAACAUGUUUCAGUAAACAGAACACCAAUGCUGAAAAAGAGCCCAGCUCUCAUUACCCACCUGGUACAGAGGGUUUUUACUCAUCGUCUGCAAAUUAUGAGGAGUAUAAUCAGACUUACAGAGAAUACACAUGUAACUAUGCAGACCUGGGUCCUGGCUGUCAUCAGUCCAACACUUUGGCAACGCAAUUAUCCCAUGGAGGUUAUCAUCGGCCCUCGCUUGAGUUCAAAACAGGUACUAUGACUUUAGGGAGGACUUGCCGUCCGCUAAGAAAAUCAAAAAUCAAACCUCCACCACCCAAGCGAACAUCCUCACUAAAGGAGACCAAUAGUAGUGUUGAUGUUGGAACAGACACACAAGCAGAUAAGGAUCAACCAAAGAUGGUUAGUGAGCAAGAAAUUACCUCGUCUUCCACAGAUUUGAAGCUUGAACUGGACUUGGAACAUGGAGGAGCUCCAGAACCAUUACAGUCAUCUUGUCUAGUUGCAGAGUCUUUGGGAACAUGGGGAAUGGGACUGGGGGGAGCCAUGGACAUAGUGGAGCCUAUGUCCUUUAGCUCGGCAGAUACACAUUCAUUUAAAGAUGAAGGUGCUGUGCAAUCUGACUAUGCAGACCUGUGGCUUCACAACAGUGAACUAAAGUCUAGCAACGGUGAGUACGCAUCAAUGUCUAACUCGAGCACAGCCACAGGCACCACUGUUAUGGAUUGUAUGAAGUCACCCGACAGCUCUUCCUCUUCCACAGAAACACAAAUCCAGGGUGUAGCCCAGGCUACACAGUCCAAGGAAAGUAGUCCAUCUCUCCCAUCUGGAGACUUUAAACUUGGGUCACCUGAGAAACUGGCUGGCCUAGCUUCACCAUCAAGUGGUUAUUCCAGCCAAUCUGAAACACCUACAUCCACCUUACCCUCAUCUUCGGCAGCGUUCUUCCCAGGUCCGCUGUCCCCUUCAACUGGCAAGAGAAAGCCGAAAGUGCCAGAAAGGAAGUCGUCUCUCUCUUCCUUGCAACAAUUUCCACGAGAUGGAACUUCCAUUUCCUUUUGCAAUAAGAGAGAUCCAGACUUUCCACCUCCACCCUCUCAACUCGAUCUCAAUGUUCUACACGGCGGCUAUGUGAGACACACAUUAUCCCACCGACCGUAUCACAUACAUACACUUCACCAUAGCAAACACAGAGUUGCAAAUGUUUUAUCUGCGGGACCAAAAGCAUUGGUCCCUGAAAUAACCAAUACCAACCCACCACCAAGUUCAAGCUCUGCUUUAACAAAUCCAAGCUCACAUGUCCUGCCAGUAACUCUAUCUACAAUUCGGUCAGUCCAGCUUCAUUCAGUUAGCCAAUCUUCAGAGCCACCGAAUACUUCCACAACAUACCAGGACACAGCAAAUGGAGCUGAGACUGUAACAAGACCAAAAUGUGUUCCCAGUGCUUCUACUCUGGCUCCUCCCCCUCUUAAUACCAGGCCUCUUCCUCCCCGAAGGCCACCUCCAAGACCCCCAUGUCAUGAACACGUCUACUCUCCUGAACGUUCACAGCCACCUCCACCUGGUCGACAUCCUGAUGGACCUCCAUCCUAUGAAAGUCUGCUUCUUAGGCAGGACAGGUAUGGACCAGGAACCUUUUGGGCAAUGACUGCCUUCAGAACAAGGAUGGACCCUUCAUCAGACCUCUCUGAAGACAGUUCACCCCUGCAUAGACCAGUGCCACGUGCUCCGCACCCUUCACCUGUGGAUCUCCACACACAUAUCCACUCACACACAGAGUUCAGAGGGCUUACCCACUCCUCACAUUCACGUUCUGAGUUUAGAGUUUUGGGGGAGCGCUCCUUCUCCCAGGAUGAUGAUGAAGAUGAGGAAGAGGAGGAAGAGGAGGAGGAAGAGCAGGUGAAAGAGCCGCAGAGGGCUGCAUGUUCCCGAGGAGGAAUGCGAUCGGACCACCCUCCUCCUCCAGCGUAUGAAUUUGCUGGGGUAUCCCACUUAAACUCAGGGCAAUGGGCUAGUCCUGUUAAAGUGCCUGGUAACACAACAGAGACAUCGCAUCCUUACCUAAUCAGCGAUGCCAGGAAAGGAGGACAAGAAAUGCAGAAAGAAGAGAAGGAAGUGAUAUCAGGUGCUACCAGAAGUGCCCAUCAGCACCAACUCCAGGAGAACAAGGAUGACUCCACCACUCCUGACACUGAGGAUUACUUUAGCAAAGACUCCACACCGAGUGACAAUUCACUUUCCCCUCUGACGGAUGACUCCAAAGUGGAUGACGACAUUAUCAUUACAUCGCCUAACAAAAGUCGUACAACAGAAGACCUCUUUGCCAUGAUACAUAGAUCCAAGAGAAAGGUCCUAGGCCGCAAAGAUUCAGGAGACCUAAAUGUUAAGUCUCGUCUUUGCCCUGCAGCAGCUGUAACCCCUAGCAAUGUUUCCACCGGUGUGGUCCCUCCAGCCCCUCCUCUCAACUUUCCGGCUACUUUAGCCAAUGCUGUUGGGUCACAGAGAGCUCCUGUUCCAAUCUAUCGCAGUGCAAAGAAAUCCAGCACAUCCAACGAGGAGUUUAAACUUCUUUUGCUAAAGAAAGGUAGCAGGUCUGAUUCCAGCUACCGGAUGUCAGCGACAGAGAUUCUGAAGAGCCCCAUCACGCCAAAAACACCAGGGGAGUCCCUUCAGGAAGGUCCUAUUAGACAGGCAGAUGAGCAAUCUUCUAUGCCCCAGGACCCCCCAAUCUCUGGUCUGGACACAAUCCAGAUACCAGGCCUUUUUCCUCGGGCCAACUCAGAAAGUUUCACCCCCAAAACCCUUCCUAUGUCGGCUGCAUCUCGACAGGGACGGUCGCGGAUCCCCCCAGUUGCCAACAGCAGUCGCUACAGUACACGUAGCCGCCUCUACACAGCGCCCAUGCAAGCCAUUUCUGAAGGGGAGACGGAAAACUCCGAUGGGAGCCCUCAUGAUGAUAGAUCAUCAUAAAAUGACCUGAUGAGAACUUUUACCAGUUUUCUGGAUUUGAAAUACCCCCCACUUCUCCUUUGUCACAAGUGGAGGGAGUCCUGCAACAUUUCAAAUCUGACUGUUGCUGAAAUGCACUCAGCUACAACAAAAUUGCUUAAAAGUGGCAGACUGUUGUGAGAUAGAGAAUCAUUUAGGGAUUAUAAUAAAUGCUGAGAAAAUAUCUAAAUACUUUAUUUAGUAAAGAAUUAUCCCCUUCUUUAAAAGUGUAAGAAAUAUUUUGAUUGAACAGGCUUUUUUAUUUAAAAAAAAAAAAGAUUAAAAAAAGUGUCUCCUAAAUGUUCGGAAAAUGAGAGGAAAUAAUAUUGGGACUAAGUGUGUGUGUGCGUGUGUGUGUGCGUGUGUGUGUGUGUGUGUGUGUGUAUACAGGCACAUACUAUCCUUACUAAUAUUUCUACUUUUUGUGUUUUGAAUGGUGCAGGUGCACGGGUGUCACUUGGGGACUGAUUUAUUACGUCAUUUAAAAAUACUUUCCAUAUUUUGUAUUCAUUUAACCUAUGGUGCCCACUGAAUCAGCCAGACUUCCUAGAGUCUUUACUCAGUAUUCCUGCCAACAAGCAAAGUCGGUUUGAUGUGGACGAUACUAGCAAGAGUCUCAACUCAGCACCAAGUUUUCUAUUAUAUCUACAUCUGCAGACCUGCCAUAAAGUAUAUUACAAAGAGCCAAUCUUAUAUUUGUCAACAAAAAUGAUAUCCAAAUACUAACAUGAUGCAUGUAUUUUUGUAAAAAAAAAAAAAAUGCGCCUCAGAACAUAAGGGUAAGACUUCAACUUGUUGCAUGACCUGUAUGGAAAGAACCCCUUGAUCCUGGUUUCUGUCAACAUAUUUUGUACUUCUUUUGUAUUACAGGAGUAAUGAUUAUUUCACUGCUAAAGAUUUGAGUUGCAUUUGCGCCACUAUGAUCAAAACAGAUUUUUCUUUGAUUUGAGUGUCAAAAACAGAAGAUCAUGCAGGCUAAUUUUGGACAAUCGCACAGUGGCCUUUCUCCUACAGAGGUGGUUGUGGCAGGGCGUUUAGAAGUCCCUGGACGUAUAAAUUUACAUGAAGCUUUGUCAAGUUUGACUUGAACUACAUCGCACGCUUAUAAAAAGCCGACCUUAAAUUUUCUUGCUCUCCCCAGCUGCUAACAAUAAAGCAAGAAAGGUGUGUUUUAUUGCAGAUUUAACCAAACCAGUGAGUGCAGCUGGUAAAAUAAAAAGGCUUUAGAAGAAGGACUUCAAUCUGUUGGACUAGAGGUUAACUUGGUAUGGUUUCACAGAUCCAACCUCGUUUUGCACUUCGUGAUUCACAAGAAUAAAAGAAAGAAAGAUAUAUCUUAUAAUUAAAUCCAUGUAUAUUUGUACUGAAUAGAAAAGCUCUUAUCUAUAUUGAAAUGAAGAGAACUUUUAUGGGGAACCAAUCCAUGUGUAGCAAAGAACAGGUCUCACUGACAACAUUACACAUAACUUUUCUUUUGUUUCUUAGCAGUGUACUGUUCGCCUCUCCUUGUUGCCUCUCCUUCAUUUGCACUGACCCAGUAGCGUUAGACAGGUGAAAGCUCAACCCAAAUGGCCGGUGGAAACCCUUCUGAAUUACACUUCAAACCUCACAUAUCACACAGUCUCAGAGGGAGACAGAGAGAAGACAAUAAAAGGACAGAAGUACAACAUAACGUCAAUGGUCCGCACUGCAAGGGUAAAACAGAUGUAUCCGUCGAAGAGAUAUCUUUCAUCACUGGAAAGCUUGACCUCUCACCUGCCUACCAGAACAAACACAACACAGAUACUUCUUAUGUUUAGAGACCUUGCUUCAAUUGAAACCAUUCACUGUAUUCUGUGAAUACCUCAGAAAGCAGAUAGAUAGAUAGAUAGAUAGAUAGAUAGAUAGAUAGAUAGAUAGAUAGAUAGAUAGAUAGAUAGAUAGAUAGAUAGAUAGAUAGAUAGAUAGAUAGAUAGAAAGAAAGAACACAACGGUUUGAAACUCAGCGAAUCUCUAAUGCAGAACUGACACUGUGUAAGAUGGAGAGCAUAAAAAGCUGUGAACUUACUAGAAUUUUACAUUCGUCAAAUUUCUGAAGCGCACUUGUUUCUGUCCACUGUUCUAUUCGUUGUGUUUUUUUUUCAAUCGCAUGCAAUAAAUAAAGGGGGUGGGGGGAGGGGUGGGGGGGAAGAAAAGAAAAAGGACAGCACCUAUUCAUUAUUUUUAUCUGCAGGAUUUCUCCACGAGAAAAAAAAAAAUUAGUAUUUUCUGUUUAAAUGUCAAGUUGAAUAGUGUGUUCUAUAGAUGUACAAACUGUCUGGCUAAUUCUGUUCUGUAUAGUUGUGCUCACACACACAGGGGUUUAUCAUGUACUGUAUAUCUCUUCACUGGACAAUCAUGCAUUUAAGAGACUGUAAAGAAAUGGAUGCAGCAUCUGUCUGGAGGGUGAAUCUGAACAGCUUCUGUGCUGGGGCCCAGUCUCCCGGAGCUGUGGAAGUGAGAGAAAUAUUUUCCCGGGGAAACCAGUAAAAGUGUACAUCUGGACUGACUUUGGAUGACAUGUAGACAUAAACAAAAGACACAGAAAUGGGAAAUGAAAUAUCAAUGCAUAAACGCUAUAAAAGCUUGGUUGACCUGAACAGAAAGUCAUUGUCUAUGUUUAACUCAUAGUUGAUUUUUUUUUUUCUACUCCAACAAACAUUAUUAUGGAUGAACAUAAUUGAUGAACAUGAUGAUUUGAAAAUACUGUAACAUAUUUGACCAUCUGUUUAGUGGGAUUUUUCCAUACUGUACCUUAUACCGGUACUGGGGAAAUAUUUGAUGACUGUUUCCUUUAUCUGAACAGAAGUCAGUGGAAGAUUGAUUAAAACCUUUUGAUUAGAAACACAGAUUGAGACAUCCUUGCGAGCUCCUAAUUAUGUAAUAUCAUUACAGAAUAAGUCACGAGCAGUUGGGAAUAAUAACAGAAGAGUCUAAAACUUUGUAAAGUUUAUUCCCAGCUUUUGUCUGCUUGCAGAUGUGCUCUGCCCUGAAUUAUAACAAUAACCACACAAUAUUUUUUCUUCAAAUAUGUACAGUAUGGAUUAUCACUAAACAGACUAAAAAUAUCUGAGCAGAAAAAAAAUGUAGGCAAUGAUAAAAAGAAAACUGUUACAACAUAGUUCCAUGUUCAAAACUAGCUAGGACUUAACAGAUUUCAGUCUCUUUUGUAUUUUUGUAUAAACCUGUAAAUAUGUUUUUGAAGGAAAAAAA
Molecule: messenger RNA, 8822 nt
Organism: Fundulus heteroclitus (mummichog)
Lineage: Eukaryota; Metazoa; Chordata; Actinopteri; Cyprinodontiformes; Fundulidae
Gene: nhsb
Product: Nance-Horan syndrome b (congenital cataracts and dental anomalies)
Exons: 13
Coding region: 366-5573 (1735 amino acids)
Biological process (GO): lens development in camera-type eye; cell differentiation
Source: RefSeq, a predicted model, not a curated record